AUGGCCUCAACACUUAUAUUUCUGACUUUGUUGCCAAUCUGUCUAGCGCAGUUUGAUCCCAAUGCCUUGAACCAGAAUUUCGGUAGCGGAGGGUUUGGUAGCACGGGAACAGGUACACCAAACGCCACUGGAACUUUUGAUCCAAAUGGUGCUAAUGCCGGAUUUGGUAUGAUCAACACAGGAACAAACACAACUGGAAACUUUGGGUCAGGGUUCGGAUCAGGCUCUGGAUUUGGAUCUGGUGGCACCGGGGGGUUUGGCGGUAGCGGGUUUGGCUCUGGUAGUACGGGAACAGGCAGCACUGGUGGCACAGGAACUGGCGGUUCAGGGUCCGGCACGUUCGAUCCUAACAAGUUUAUAAAUGGAGGUGGUACUUCUGGAACUUUUGAUCCAAAUGCCAUGAACAACUUCGGGCAAACACAAAAUAAUACAAUGGCAUUUGGAAAGCGAAGAUAAAAGAAUAAAUGUACUUUUAUUAUUCAAUUUUGUUUUGUUAUUACCAUAUGUAAAUUGUCACACUAUUCGUCUCAUAUGCGUACUUAUAGACCCUUUG
Mercenaria mercenaria is the source of this 553-nucleotide messenger RNA. RefSeq lists its product as uncharacterized. The record is from RefSeq and is a predicted model, not a curated record. Bases 1 to 456 code for a protein of 151 amino acids. NCBI's taxonomy places the organism in Eukaryota, Metazoa, Mollusca, Bivalvia, Venerida, Veneridae. The transcript is spliced from 3 exons.